Messenger RNA from Tetrahymena thermophila SB210, 1425 nucleotides. RefSeq names its product MFS transporter. The record is from RefSeq and is a predicted model, not a curated record. Lineage: Eukaryota; Ciliophora; Oligohymenophorea; Hymenostomatida; Tetrahymenidae. Gene Ontology annotation, molecular function: transmembrane transporter activity. Gene Ontology annotation, biological process: transmembrane transport. The transcript has a single exon.
AUGAUAAAAGAAAAUUCUUAAAAGAGUUCCAAAUAAAUGAAGUCACAUUAAAUAGAACAAUUACAGACUUAAUCUGCUUUUGAUGACGACUAAGAGAAUGAAUCAAGAGUCUUUGAGUAGCAAAAGAAAAAUGUGAGGUAUUUAGCUUUUUGUUAUUUGGCUCUUUUCGUAGCAUUUAAUUCUACAUAGAAUUUAGUCUCUACAUUGUUUAAGCAGUAGGGUUUUUAAUAUUUAGGCCUUAUAAGUUUGUUUUUUAUUUACUUCUUUUUCGCUAUUUCCUCUUUGUUUGCAAAAACAUUGAUUGGAAAAUAUUCUUACAAGCACAUAUUUCCUUUAAGCUCCUUGGGUUAUACUUCUUUUGUAUUGAGUGGUAUUUGGGUUUGCUCUUGUUCUAAUGAUAACUAAAAUGAAGGCAGUUGUUCUCCCUUUAUGAUCUAUUUUAUUGUUAUUCUUUGUUCUAGUUUAUGUGGAAUUUGCUCUGGAACUCUAUGGGUAGGCUAAGGAGGCUAUAUGGAAUGCGUGUUUGCUUUAAUCAAGCAUAACAAAGGUACUAUUUCAGGAGUAUUUUGGUCAAUACGUUAAUCAAGCCACUUAAUAGGAAAUGUCUCUGCUAUGAUUAUUCUAAAUACUAUAGAUAACAAUAUAUAUUUUUUUAUUUAUAUGGGUAUUAUAGCUCUUACUGCUUCUGGCAUGUUUUACUUUAUUGCUACCAUAGAAAAACCCAAGCGAUCCCAUCAUGAAAUCAAGCAAUAGCUUCUAUAAGAAAGUACUUAGAUUAUAAGAUAAGAAUUACCUUUAAAAGAAUAGGUUUCAAGAGUUUUGAGAUUAAUGAAGAGUCUUAAAUUUUAACCUUUCCUCUUCUUAAAUCUCCUUUCUGGAGUGGCAUAAGCUUUUUCUAGUGGCUUUUUAAGAAAUUUAGUCAAGGAAUCAGUUGAAGGAGAUGAGAGAAUAGUUUCAUAGAGUUUAUCAUUUGUUCUUAUCACUUUUGGUAUUUUCGAAUAUUUGGGCGGUGUCAUUUCUGGAUAUUUGAUAAAUAGGAUUAAUGUAUACUAUCUAGCUACCAUCAGCACUUUGGCAAUCCUCUUAGGAUUGUUAUUAAGUUUUAUUGGCCUAUUAACAAAAAUAUAUGCAAUUUGCUUCUUGAUAAGUUCAAUAUUUGGCUUUAUUGAUUGUUAUAUUAAUAAUAUUUCAUAAGUUAUCUGCAACAAUGACUAUAAAGGAUUUAUUGAAGUAUUUUAAGCUUAAAGACUCGUUUUUGCUAUUUCUAAUACUUGCACCUAAGUAAUUCUACUUUUAUUAACUGACUCUCCUGAAUAUACUUUCCUAAGCAUUGUUUUUAUAAUCGCUCUAGUAUCUAACUUUAUAGUUUCCUUAUUCCCUAUAUUAGGCUAAAAAGAUCAUGGGUUGAGUAAGCAUUCAUUCUGA